Molecule: messenger RNA, 414 nt
Organism: Penicillium mononematosum
Lineage: Eukaryota; Fungi; Ascomycota; Eurotiomycetes; Eurotiales; Aspergillaceae
Product: Rdx family protein
Exons: 3
Coding region: 1-414 (137 amino acids)
Source: RefSeq, a predicted model, not a curated record
AUGGCCGAAUCUACAUCGACCCCGUUAGACUCCAACCCAGAUACUAGCGACAAGAUCGCACCCGUGAACGUCCAUCUCCCCCGCAUCUCAAUCCAGUUCUGCACACAGUGCCGGUGGAUGCUCCGCGCCGCAUACUUCGCCCAAGAACUCCUCUCAACAUUCAGCACAGACCUCGGCGAAGUCGCCCUCGUUCCUAAAACCGGCGGCGUGUUCACAGUGACGAUAUGGCAUGGGACGAUGAAGGAUGGGGAGAUCACGACGCAGGAGAGUAUUUUGUGGGAUCGGAAGAGGGAUGGGGGGGUUCCCUGGGAUUUGGGACAUACGGAUCGGGCGUUGAAGAAGGAGCAGGGUGAGCAGGAGUCGAAGAAAGAGGAGGAGAGUAAGGGUAAGGCGGGUUGUGAGGAUUGUCAAUAG